AUGGAAGAAAGUUCUAGCGUUCCUGAGAGUGGUAACUCCCGCGAGAAUUAUGUUGAGGGUGUGGAUCCCCAACCACCUGCGGAUGUGUUUUCCCAGGAAAUCACUGAGACCGUGAAUGUCUUGGUGAAUGACGGAUCAAGUAUAGGCGCUCAAACACUUGAUCUGGUAUCACCUCCGAAAUCAGCUUCGGAUGUAGUCAAGUUGCCAAUGCUAGUAUCUAAACGAUUCUUGCAAGAUCUGCGUAGUGACAAGAUCAAGCAGAUCUGCGCACUCGUCCCAGAGUACGAGUGCGUUGCCUAUACUCGGUCGGCUCUAGCGUCUGCUGAGAACAAACUAACAAACUGGUUCUCAGUAGCUUAUCGAUGA
Molecule: messenger RNA, 366 nt
Organism: Peronospora matthiolae
Lineage: Eukaryota; Oomycota; Peronosporomycetes; Peronosporales; Peronosporaceae
Source: the annotation of a GenBank genome assembly